Juglans regia (Persian walnut) is the source of this 657-nucleotide messenger RNA. Its product is annotated as protein LURP-one-related 4-like. The transcript has 4 exons. Lineage: Eukaryota; Viridiplantae; Streptophyta; Magnoliopsida; Fagales; Juglandaceae. The coding region runs from base 1 to 657 and encodes 218 amino acids. The record is from RefSeq and is a predicted model, not a curated record.
AUGGAAGUAGCAGAUACCGACAAAGGACUUGAUUUAGAUCCAUUCUCAUAUACCUCGACUAGUAGUACUGUUCCUUCAAUCCCUUCGUACAUGACUUCAAAAUUAGGUCAUGAAACAUUCACUAUAUGGAUGAAAUCGCUUCUAUUCCAUACAUAUGGUUGCACUGUUUUCAAUUCCAAGGGGGAGAUCGUUUAUCGGGUAGAUAAUUAUGGUACCAAGUGUAGCCGUGAAGUUCAUCUCAUGGAUCUUCGUGGAAGGGUUCUCUUCACUAUUUGUCGGAAUAAGAAAUUACAAGUUUUUGGUGGUUGGAAUGGUUAUAGAUGGAGCAGCAGUUCUGGCAUAAACAAGGAGGAGAAGCCAUGGUUUCAAGUCAAAAAAUAUUGCAGAUUAAUGCUUAUGGCCGGAGAUCACGACGUUGCUUGUCGAAUUACUGCGGGAUAUGACAAGUAUUUGAUAGUUAGAUUGGCCGGAAAAUCAGCAUUUAGGAUAGUAGGAGUUGAUGGGGAGAUUGUUGCCGAGGCAAAGGCGAAGCAUUCAUGUUGUGGAGUAGAGCUGGGAGAAGAUGUAUUAACUUUGGAGGUGAUGUCUCCUCGUCUUGAUCAUUCCUUAAUCAUGGCUCUUGUGAUAGUGUACGGACUAAUUCAACGUAGAUUGUAA